CCCUGACCCGGCCCCGCCCCCGGCGGCCGCGAGUAGCGGGCGGAGCAGGGAGAGGCGCGCUGGGCUGUGGGCGCCGCCUCCCUUCCGCGCAGGGGGAGGGACGAGGGGCCGCGCGGGAGACAGAGAAAGCCUGAGCGGGCGACUAGCGGAGAGCUGCAUGCAACCGGUGGGAGGCCGGCCCCGCUGGCUCAGCGACUCCGGCUGGGAGCGUGGACCAGCUCGCGGCGGCGGCGGUGGUGGUAGAGGCUCUGAGCUGGCAGGCGGAGGGCUUUCUCCCGCGCCCGCCUGCCCGGCGCGGUCCGAGAAUGCGGGGGGGCGAUGCCCGGGGCCAGGGACGCGCUCUGUCACCAGGCGCUGCAGCUGCUGGCCGAGCUCUGUGCCCGAGGGGCCCUGGAGCACGACAGCUGCCAAGAUUUCAUCUACCACCUGCGGGACCGUGCCAGACCCCGACUCCGCGACCCAGAUAUCUCAGUGAGCCUGCUAACCCUUGUGGUUACCGCCUGUGGUCUUGCCCUCUUUGGUGUCUCUCUCUUCGUGUCUUGGAAACUGUGCUGGGUUCCAUGGCGCGAGCGAGGCCUGUUCUCUGGUAGCAAAGACAACAACCAAGAGCCUCUUAACUACACAGACACAGAGACCAAUGAGCAGGAGAACAGCGAGGACUUCCUAGACCCACCCACACCCUGCCCUGACUCCUCCAUGAAGAUCAGCCACACUUCCCCUGACAUUCCACUUUCCACCCAGCCGGGUGACCAAGAGAACUGUGCCCAUACCAUCCGUGUGCAGCGACAAGUGACAGAGCCAACGCCAUCAGCUCGGCACAACUCAAUCCGAAGACAACUCAACCUGUCAAAUCCGGACUUUAAUAUCCACCAGCUUCAGAGGCAGGAGCAAUUGACUGGAAUUGGUAAAAUUAAACCAGAAUUAUAUAAGCAGAGGUCACUGGACAAUGACGAUGGGAGGAGGAGUAAUAGCAAAGCCUGUGGGAAACUGAACUUCAUUUUAAAAUAUGACUGCGACUUGGAACAGCUCAUCGUGAAGAUCCACAAAGCUGUCAAUUUGCCCGCCAAGGACUUCUCUGGGACGUCAGAUCCUUAUGUGAAGAUCUACUUGCUUCCCGACCGGAAAACAAAACACCAGACUAAAGUUCACAGGAAGACCCUGAACCCUGUAUUUGAUGAGGUGUUUUUAUUUCCUGUUCCCUACAAUGACCUUGAAGCUCGGAAGCUUCACUUUUCUGUGUAUGACUUUGACAGGUUCUCUCGCCAUGACUUGAUUGGUCAAGUGGUGGUGGACCACUUCUUCGACUUGGCUGAUUUCCCCAGGGAGUGCAUCCUCUGGAAGGAUAUCGAGUAUGUCACCAAUGACAAUGUGGAUCUGGGAGAGCUUAUGUUUUCACUCUGCUAUCUUCCAACGGCUGGCAGGCUGACCAUCACCAUUAUAAAAGCAAGGAAUUUAAAGGCUAUGGACAUAACGGGGGCAUCAGAUCCCUACGUGAAAGUCUCACUAAUGUGUGAUGGCCGGCGACUGAAAAAAAGGAAAACAUCCACCAAGAGGAACACGCUUAAUCCCGUUUACAAUGAAGCCAUAGUCUUUGAUGUCCCUCCUGAAAGCAUCGACCAGAUUCACCUGUCCAUAGCUGUCAUGGACUAUGACCGUGUAGGUCACAAUGAGGUCAUUGGCGUGUGUCAAGUAGGCAACGAGGCUGAGCGGCUGGGCAGAGACCACUGGAGUGAGAUGCUGUCAUAUCCUCGGAAGCCCAUUGCACACUGGCACUCUCUGAUGGAGAAUGAGCUACCAGAUCAUAUAGAAGAGAUGCUCAUUGAGCUUGCAGAAGACUAG
Phodopus roborovskii (desert hamster) is the source of this 1839-nucleotide messenger RNA. RefSeq names its product synaptotagmin 9 (gene Syt9). Bases 319 to 1839 code for a protein of 506 amino acids. Gene Ontology annotation, molecular function: calcium ion binding; SNARE binding; phosphatidylserine binding. The transcript has 7 exons. Gene Ontology annotation, cellular component: dense core granule; membrane. Gene Ontology annotation, biological process: regulation of dopamine secretion; cellular response to calcium ion; calcium-ion regulated exocytosis. Lineage: Eukaryota; Metazoa; Chordata; Mammalia; Rodentia; Cricetidae. The record is from RefSeq and is a predicted model, not a curated record.